This is a messenger RNA of Poecile atricapillus (Black-capped chickadee), 2840 nucleotides long. It is a transcript of the gene PDX1, whose product is annotated as pancreatic and duodenal homeobox 1. Gene Ontology annotation, cellular component: nucleus. The record is from RefSeq and is a predicted model, not a curated record. The coding region runs from base 186 to 965 and encodes 259 amino acids. Gene Ontology annotation, molecular function: RNA polymerase II cis-regulatory region sequence-specific DNA binding; DNA-binding transcription factor activity, RNA polymerase II-specific. NCBI's taxonomy places the organism in Eukaryota, Metazoa, Chordata, Aves, Passeriformes, Paridae. Gene Ontology annotation, biological process: regulation of transcription by RNA polymerase II; type B pancreatic cell differentiation. The transcript has 2 exons.
CCCCGCCCCGGAGGGCUGCGGGAGGGCUCACGUGGGGGAGAGGCGCCUAUGGGGAGGCGGAGGGAGCCGGGCAGGGCGGUGGGGCCCGGCGGGGCCGCCAGCUGUCAAAGAGGCAUCCCGGGCUCUGCGGGCGGUAGCAGCCCUAUGUGUCCCUAAGCUGCGAAGCCCCCUCGGCCCCGCUCGCCAUGAACUCCGAGGAGCAGUAUUACGCCUCGGCGCAGCUCUACAAGGAGUCGUGUGCGUUUCAGAGAGCCCAAGCGCAGGACUACAACCCCAGCCCCCCCGCCUGCCUCUACAUGGGCAGGCAGCAACAGACUCCUUAUUCCAGCGCCUUAGGGGCUCUCGAGCAAGGCAGCCCGCCAGACAUUUCACCUUACGAGGUGCCCCCCAUCACUGAGGAUGCCGGGGUCUCUCACCUUCAUCACCAUCACCACCCUCAUCUUCCUCCUCCCCAACAAGACGCGCUGCCUUUCGCAGACGGGGGGGACACGGGGGCUAUAGAGGAGCCCCGAGUGCAGGUGCCUUUCGCCUGGAUGAAGUCCACCAAAUCGCACGCCUGGAAGGGACAGUGGACCGGGGGAUCCUACAUGGUGGAACCGGAGGAGAACAAGCGGACGAGGACGGCGUACACGCGGGCGCAGCUGCUGGAACUGGAGAAGGAGUUUCUCUUCAACAAGUACAUCUCCAGGCCACGGCGGGUGGAGCUGGCUGUCAUGUUGAACUUGACCGAGAGGCACAUCAAGAUCUGGUUCCAGAACCGGCGGAUGAAGUGGAAGAAAGAAGAAGACAAAAAGCGAGGGGCGGGCAACAGCAACGACCCCGAGCAAGACUGCGUGGUGUCCUCCGGGGAGCUCCAGACCAAGGAGGAUCUCCAGGCAUGUCCCUCCGGGAACCUUCCUUCGGGAGCCUCCAGGGACCUCCUCGCCCCCAGCCUAGUCCCCAGAAGGCAGCAGGACUCUCGGUGAGCCGCGGGGAGCCCCACGACCCGGGACGAGGAAAAGGAUGGGACAUGGAAAAGAGCCGAGAGCUUCCCUCCGCCGUGCACUGCCGGACCGGGCCGGGCCGCGCUGACCCACUCGUGCCUUCCCUCGGGGAAACGCGGUGCCUCAGUUCCGAAACUCUCGUUCCCCGGGAAAUAAAUGUAAGAUGCCGGGCUGUGACGAGGAGAGGCUCGCUGUGGGCUCUACCCCCGGAGGAGGCCGCAGGGAGCCGCCGGGAUGGCGGCGAGCCGGGCCCCGCUCCCCCGGGCCGUCCGCGCCUCAGCGAGCCCUACGGGACAGCUUCUCCCGGGGAAGGUGGGCCUCAGGUGGCCUCGGACGGUGUGUGCCACCCUGGGUGCACGGAGAGGGCUAGAAACCGGAGGAGAAGCGAGCCUUCCUUGCCGCGGACAGCUGUAGGUCGGAGCGCGGACACCGACCCCAGUACCCCGGACCAUCCACAGACUGGCAGGCAGCCGUCCCCGUCCCUUCCAGUCCCCCAGGGCAUCGGCUCUACCGAGGACUCUUUCAGGACUGUUACUUACUUCUCUGGAAACUGGAACCUGGUUUCUUUCGUUUUCUUUUGCUUUUAGGAAAGGAAGGGGGGAGGGGGGAGGAAAAAAGAGAGAAAAUAAUUUUUAAAAAUUAGAAAAGAAAAAGCCCACGUGUCCUGCGGGCGGGAUUUGUCUCCCCCGAUGACCGGCUCCCGAUGACCGGCACAGGUAGCCAGACCCUCCUCCGGGGCUGCGGGGACCCUGCGCAGGUGCCCGCGGCUCCGCGCCCGUCCGGGCUCCGGGGACUCCGCGGCUCCAGGGCCGCGCUCGCCUCUUCGAGGGGUGAAUGCGAGCACAGGGACGCAACAGAAAAAAUCGCGGAUGCUCUCCGGGCGGCGAGAAGAAUGAUAUAUCUGGGGGGUAGGGCUGGUCUCAGGGACCUUGUCCUUUGGGAAAAAGCUCCUGCGCCUCUUCCAAGUCUUUCGCAAGCUCGGACUCUCUGCCUUGGAGAGGAGAAACCUCUCUGCAGCAUGAGCUCCUGUCCCGGCGUGGCUUUCUGCGUGGUUUUUCUCCGCAGACUUGUUUUUACACCCCAGCAGAGGCUGGGGGCCGGCUGCCUCCCGAGGCACUGCCGAGCACCGGGGACUUUUCUUGGGGUGCUAUUUUUCGGUCUGGCCCGGCGUGCAGGAGAGCUCGGCUCCUCCGAGCUGGGAAAGAGCCCGGCCGGGGCUUCCCUGCUGGAAGAUGGGUAGCGGAGCCCGUGCCGGCCGCCCGGAGCCCAGCCUGCCUUCCCUGCUUCCAGGAACAGCCUCCCUGUCCCGACAACGGCGGGGACUCCAGCUAAGUGGGGGGCAAAUCACAGCCGAACUAGAAACAGAAAGAACCGGUUGGAAGGAAGUAGGAGCUGUCCGGUUCGCUGCGGGUCAGGCGGAUCUGCCCUCUCUCCUCGACGGGGAGGUUCCUGCUCUGUACCCGGCACAGCAACCCCUCGAGCAUCCCUCGGAGACUGCCGCGGGCCCGGGAGUGCCACGGGAGGAGGAAAAUGAGGACCUGUCGCGUCCUGGUCAGAGGAUGCUCCCAGUCCCUCGGCUGAAAGCGAGGGGGAGAGCAAACAGCUUGGCACAGCUCUUUGCAGUUUUCUCCUCUUACAUGAAACUUCUAACACUGAGGUGGAAACUUGAACUGAAGGUGUAAUUUGUCUGUUGCUUUUCUUUCCUCUGGGGACAUUAAUAUCUGUGUGCCAGGAGGACUAUUUCUGGUAAUUUUUCCUGCACGUUCCCCGAGAAAUUUCUCAUCCGAGCCUGUAUACCCUUAUUCAUCAGAAUGGAGUGAGGACUUUUAACUAAUCAUUAUAUGAGAAAAAUUCAAA